This is a messenger RNA of Pseudogymnoascus destructans, 1477 nucleotides long. RefSeq lists its product as uncharacterized. Gene Ontology annotation, molecular function: mating-type factor pheromone receptor activity; pheromone binding. The record is from RefSeq and is a predicted model, not a curated record. Bases 284 to 1477 code for a protein of 397 amino acids. Gene Ontology annotation, biological process: G protein-coupled receptor signaling pathway. The transcript is spliced from 2 exons. NCBI's taxonomy places the organism in Eukaryota, Fungi, Ascomycota, Leotiomycetes, Thelebolales, Thelebolaceae. Gene Ontology annotation, cellular component: G protein-coupled receptor homodimeric complex; membrane.
UCAUGUUGUGAGGCCCUGAGAUGAUUGUUUAAGGCUUCAUAUUAUUCACCAAGCUCUCUUUGACCGCUGGACUGGAUAUCGAGGGAGACAUUGUCUUCGACAGUGAAGAGAUUUGAUUUUGAAAGAGUAUAUCUAUCUCCAUCCGCCGCCGUCGAAUUCAACCUCUCUCCAAUUCAAUACCACUCCCAAACACGAAGCAUCGAAAGCCUCCAUCCAUAGGCGCACUCUUCAGACUACCACUGUCAUAUAUGAAAGUCCGGGGCUCUCAGCCUCAUCGUCUAGGAUGUCGACCGCCAACGUCCAUCUCCCCGCAGACUUUGACCCCACCAGGCAGAACAUCACAAUAUAUACACCAGAUGGUACUCCAGUGGUUGCAACCCUCCCGAUGAUCAACCUAUUCAAUAGGCAAAAUAAUGAAAUAUGCGUCGUAUACGGAUGCCAACUCGGCGCCUCACUGAUCAUGUUCCUGGUGGUCUUGCUCACAACGAGAGUGUCGAAGCGCAAGUCUCCAAUCUUCGUCCUGAACGUCCUCUCCCUCAUCAUCUCGUGUCUCCGCUCCCUGCUUCAAAUCUUAUACUACAUUGGCCCAUGGACAGAAAUCUACCGCUAUCUUUCCUUCGACUACUCUACCGUUCCAGCAUCCGCAUACGCUAACAGCGUUGCCGCCACCCUACUCACCCUCUUCCUACUCAUAACGAUCGAGGCUUCGCUAGUCCUUCAGACAAACGUGGUAUGCAAGUCUAUGAGCAGUCACAUCCGUUGGCCUGUCACCGCCUUAUCGAUGGUUGUAUCGCUUCUCGCGAUCAGCUUCCGCUUCGGGCUUACCAUCCGUAAUAUCGAAGGAAUCCUCGGCGCUACAGUGAAGUCCGACUCGCUGAUGUUCAGCGGAGCAAGUCUGAUCAGUGAGACGGCCUCAAUAUGGUUCUUCUGCACCAUUUUCGUCAUCAAGUUGGGCUGGACGUUGUAUCAGAGGAAGAAGAUGGGCCUCAAGCAGUGGGGUCCAAUGCAAAUAAUCACAAUCAUGGCUGGAUGCACUAUGCUUAUCCCUUCCCUCUUCACAGUCCUCGAAUUCUUCCCCGAAGAAACCUUCUACGAAGCAGGCACCCUAGCAAUCUGCCUAGUCGCCAUCCUGCUCCCCCUCUCCUCCGUCUGGGCCGCCGCCGCCAUCGACGGCGACGAGCCCGUGCGCCCCCACGGCAGCACCCCCAAAUUCGCCAGCUUCAACAUGGGCUCCGACUACAAGUCCUCGUCGGCCCAUCUCCCGCGAUCGAUCCGCAAGGCUAGCGUACCGGCGGAGCACCUCAGCCGCACGAGCGAGGAGGAGCUGGGGGACGAUGGGACGCUUAAUAGGGGUGGAGCGUACGGGAUGGACCGCAUGAGUGGAUCUAUUAGCCCCAGGGGUGUGAGGAUCGAGAGGACGUAUGAGGUGCAUACUGCAGGGAGGGGGGGUUCGAUUGAGCGAGAGGACAUCUUUUGA